UGAUAGUUAAUCAUUGACUCCAAUAGACUUUACACCCAUCCGUUUGUAAUGCAAUAAGAAGUCGAUUCACUCUGGUUCAAGUAUAUUUACACAAAGCCUGCAGGGUUUAGUUUAGCUCCAGACGAGUUAAGAUGAGCGACACUUCGGAGGACGAUAAUGAGAUCUCCUUUCAAGUGAAGUUUCUUGGCCGAGUUGAGGUGGUCCGUCCUGAUGGACUACAGACCCUGUCUGAAGCAGCUCAGAGCCUAAAGACACCAGAUAAAUACUCCUCAGAAAAGGUAGCGAAGAAGAGCAAAGUCCAGCUCUUCCUGUCGCUGAGUGGGAUAGACAUUUUGGAAAACAAAACCAAGUUUUUGUUGUACUCAUGCCCUCUGUCCACUAUUUCCUUCUGCGCCGUCCUUCCAUCUUCACCCAAAGUCUUUGGAUUUGUGGCUAGACACCCUGCAGCAGACAUGAACCACUGUUAUCUGUUCCAGAGCAAGAAGUUUUCUCAUGUGCUGGUCUCAGUUAUUGGGGAUGUCUUCCGAGCUUCAAAAAAAGAGGAGAGCAUCAGGGGAGGAAGAGACCUGAUAGUGGAAGCCCUCAGACAUAAGAAUAAAGUGCUGCAAAGAGAGAAUGCUGAGCUGAAGAGGAGGCUUGCAGGACAGACUAACUGACCCUACUACUAUAUGCUGUUGUACUUAUACACACUUACAUACCACGACACAUAAAAUAUUGCCCCUCUUAUAUACUGUUUAGCCUCAGGAAAACCUUCCAGCAGAAUGGUGAAACACAGAAAAGGGAAAUAAGAGGGGAGGAAGGAAGGAUGUAAACGAAUGCUAGAGUUGAAACAAAACACGUUUAAUAAUAAAUAAUAUUAAUACUACUAAUAAUA
Molecule: messenger RNA, 874 nt
Organism: Sander lucioperca (pikeperch)
Lineage: Eukaryota; Metazoa; Chordata; Actinopteri; Perciformes; Percidae
Product: PTB domain-containing engulfment adapter protein 1-like
Exons: 7
Coding region: 132-656 (174 amino acids)
Source: RefSeq, a predicted model, not a curated record